Molecule: messenger RNA, 5671 nt
Organism: Fundulus heteroclitus (mummichog)
Lineage: Eukaryota; Metazoa; Chordata; Actinopteri; Cyprinodontiformes; Fundulidae
Gene: atp11a
Product: ATPase phospholipid transporting 11A
Exons: 31
Coding region: 369-4010 (1213 amino acids)
Biological process (GO): phospholipid translocation
Cellular component (GO): endoplasmic reticulum; trans-Golgi network; plasma membrane
Molecular function (GO): ATP hydrolysis activity; ATPase-coupled intramembrane lipid carrier activity; magnesium ion binding
Source: RefSeq, a predicted model, not a curated record
AAAAAAAACAAUCUGCCUUGGUCACAGCGCGAGGCUGGAAGAUUAUCAGUCCGCGCGCCCAGGUAGAGGGGGAAGCCUGGAGGGAGGAAGCUCACUUUAUCUGGAUGAAGUGCACUAAAACUGCCGCGAAAGACGCCCACGGCGAGCCUCCUUCUGCUUCUCCCGAGUCGUCUUAGGAGGGAACAGGUUUACCGAGUCAGCGGCAUUCUUGGGACCAAGCCCUCUCCACUUUACCAAGAAGACGAGGCUGAGGAAAAAAGUCAUGGACAGAGGAAGAAAGAUAAAGAGGAAGCCAGCGGCCGCGGGGAAAUAAGCUGCACAGAAACGCAGAAGGAGGGAGAAGUGUCGGCAAAGGAAGUGCGAGCAGGAUGGGGAUGGAUUUCAGCACUCUCCGGUCCCUAAUCAGCCGAUUUUGUGCUGGUGAGGAGAACUGUGUAGACACCAGGACAGUGUACAUUGGACAUAAGGAGCCUCCUCCAGGAGCGGAGGCCUUCAUACAACAAAGGUUUCCAGACAACAGAAUCGUCUCCUCCAAGUACACUUUCUGGAACUUCGUCCCCAAGAACAUGUUCGAGCAGUUCAGAAGAGUGGCUAACUUCUACUUUCUCAUCAUUUUUCUGGUUCAGUUGAUCAUCGACACUCCCACAAGUCCAAUCACCAGCGGUCUGCCGCUCUUCUUUGUCAUCAUAGUGACCGCCAUUAAACAGGGCUAUGAGGACUGGCUGAGACAUAAAGCAGACAACGCUGUCAACCUGUGUCCCGUCCACGUGGUGCAGCACGGCAGGGUGGUCCGCACGCAGAGUCGCAAGCUGAGGGUUGGAGACGUGGUGCAUGUCAAGCAGGACGAGACCUUUCCGUGCGAUCUCAUUCUUCUUUCCUCGUCUCGAGAUGAUGGCACGUGUUACGUUACAACGGCCAGCCUGGACGGCGAGAGCAGCCACAAGACGUACCACGCAGUUCAAGACACCAAAGCCUACAAAACGGAGAAAGAGGUCGCCUGCAUCCACGCCACUAUAGACUGUGAACAGCCGCAGCCAGACCUGUACAAAUUUAGGGGCAAUAUCAACAUUUACAUGGGAAACGAGCCAGUGUCCAGGUCGUUGGCUUCUCAGAACUUGCUGCUUCGGGGAGCGACGCUUAAAAACACUGAAUAUAUCUUUGGUGUUGCUAUCUACACUGGGAUGGAAUCCAAGAUGGCUCUCAACUACCAGUCCAAGUCUCAGAAACGAUCGGCGGUGGAAAAGUCAAUGAAUGCCUACCUGGUGGUCUACCUGUGCAUCCUCAUCAGCAAAGCCGUCAUCAACACGGUGCUGAAGUACGUCUGGCAGGCCGACCCCAACAAAGACGAGCCGUGGUACAACGAGAAGACCGAGACCGAGAGGCAACGGCACAUUCUAAUCAGGGCGUUCACAGACUUCUUAGCCUUCAUGGUGCUUUUCAACUACAUCAUCCCCGUCUCCAUGUACGUCACUGUGGAGAUGCAGAAGUUCCUGGGCUCCUAUUUCAUCAUGUGGGACGAUGAGAUGCUGGACGAGGAGCUGGGAGAGAGAGCUGUGGUCAACACGUCGGACCUCAACGAGGAGCUGGGACAGGUGGAGUACGUGUUCACAGACAAGACGGGGACCCUGACUGAGAACAACAUGGAGUUUAUAGAGUGCUGUGUGGACGGAACCGUUUACGAACCUGAUGCCAUCUGUAAUGGACAGGUGAUGCCUGGUGCUGCUGAUAUCGAUAUGAUCGACACAUCGCCGGGGCCUCAGGCCAGGGAGCGUGCGGAGCUGUUCUUCCGCGCGUUGUGUUUGUGCCACACAGUGCAGGUGAAAGAGGAGGAGACGGUGGAUGGGAUCAAACACGGCAUCCACCAGGGCAAGUCCUCCUCCUUCUACAUCUCCUCCUCGCCAGAUGAGGUGGCGCUGGUGGAGGGCAUGAAGAGGCUCGGCUUCACCUACCUGCGACUCAAGGACGGUCAGAUGGAGAUCCUGAACAGGGACGAUGAGGUAGAGAGGUUUGAGCUGCUUGAAGUUUUGACUUUUGACUCGGUGAGACGGCGGAUGAGCGUCAUUGUCCGGUCCAGCACGGGUGAGCUGUAUCUGUUCUGUAAAGGAGCCGAUUCCUCCAUCUUCCCCAGAGUUAUCUCAGGAAAGGUGGAGCAGGUCAAAGCACGGGUGGAGCAUAAUGCAGUGGAGGGCCUGAGGACUCUCUGCGUUGCUUAUCGGCCUCUGAGUCCUGAGCAGUACGAGCAGGUGUGCCACCUCCUGACGAGGGCAAAGCUGGAAUUUCAGGACCAGGACAAGCUGGUGGCCGAGGCGUAUGACCUCAUCGAGAGAGACCUCAUCCUGCUGGGAGCCACUGCUGUAGAGGACAGGCUGCAGGAAAAAGCUGCGGACACCAUAGAGUCUCUCCACAAGGCGGGGAUGAAGGUGUGGGUGCUCACCGGAGACAAGAUGGAGACGGCGGCUGCGACUUGCUACGCCAGCAAGCUGUUUCGCCGCAGCACCCAGAUCCUGGAGCUCACCACCAAGCGCACAGAGGAGCAGAGCCUCCAUGAUGUGCUGUUCGAGCUGAAAAGGACAGUCCUCAGGCAUUAUGGAACCAUGCCCCGCGACAUCUCUUCUGGUUUAUCCAGUGAAUACGCCGACUACGGCCUAAUAAUCGACGGAGCCACCCUCUCUGCUGUAAUGAGGCCCAACCAGGAGGACUCAAACUCAGGGAAUUACAAAGAGAUCUUCCUGGAAAUCUGUCGCAACUGCAGCGCAGUGCUCUGCUGUCGAAUGGCUCCGCUUCAGAAAGCACAGAUCGUGAAGAUGAUCAAAACAUCCAAAGAGCAUCCAAUCACCCUCGCCAUUGGAGAUGGUGCAAACGAUGUCAGCAUGAUACUGGAGGCCCACGUUGGCAUCGGUAUUAUGGGUAAGGAGGGUCGCCAGGCAGUAAGAAACAGUGACUACGCUAUCCCAAAGUUUAAACACCUCAAAAAGAUGCUGCUUGUCCAUGGACACUACUACUACAUACGCAUCUCUGAACUCGUGCAAUACUUCUUCUACAAGAAUGUAUGUUUCAUCUUUCCCCAGUUCCUCUACCAGUUCUUCUGUGGCUUCUCACAACAGCCGCUGUACGACACAGCCUACUUGACUCUCUACAACAUCAGCUUUACAUCGCUGCCCAUCCUCCUCUACAGCCUCAUGGAGCAACACAUCAACAUGGACAUACUGAAAAAGGAUCCUUCGCUCUAUAGAGAUAUCGCCAAGAACUCGUUACUAACGUGGCCCAUCUUCAUAUACUGGACUGUCCUGGGUGUGUAUGAUGCCAUCGUGAUGUUCUUUGGCGCUUACUUCCUGUUUGACAAUACCACCUUCACCAGCAAUGGACAGCUAAUGACAACCAACACACAGAUGAUGUUUGGAAACUGGACGUUCGGUACUCUGGUCUUCACCGUGCUCGUUUUCACCGUCACGUUCAAGUUGGCUCUCGACACUCAUUACUGGACGUGGAUCAACCAUUUUGUCAUCUGGGGCUCGCUUGUCUUCUUUGUAGUCUUCUCUCUGCUGUGGGGAGGAAUUAUUUGGCCUUUCCUCAACUACCAGCGGAUGUACUACGUGUUCAUGCAGAUGCUGUCCAGCGGUCCCGCCUGGCUCAGUAUUAUCCUGCUGAUCACGGCCAGCCUGCUGCCAGAUGUGGUGAAGAAGGUGUUCUGGAGGGCGCUGUGGCCCACCACUACUGAACGCAUACAGAAUGCUGACAAGCUCUACAAGGGCCAGCUGUCGGAGUUCACCCCGUUGGAGGCUCUCCAGCCUCCACCCAAGGCCGGCGGCCAGCGGCGAGGCUCUGCAAACCAAAGGAACGCCGCGAACCCCCGAAGGUCUGACACCCCAAACAAGAAAGUCAUGUUGACGCGCUGGCAGAGAACGACAGACUACUGCACCUUUACCCCCUUCCUCCGCUUAUCUGAAGGCUCCCGUCGCUCAAAGCUGGGGAACGCCUACAGCAGGGCGGGGCCUGAGACCUCCGUCUAAUUUAUUUUGUGUUUUUUUUUAUACGCCGAUAUCAAAUAAAGAGACAACUAAUAUGGAGUUGAACUGAGCAAAAAGGGGUCUGGAUAUAUGGGCCCUGAGCUGGAGACGGACGCCGGGCGGUAUCCCUGAUGUCACGCUAUCUGUAAACGGGAGACGUUUCCAGCCACAAAGCCUCAUUUGCCGCCAUGACUCGCAAAGGGCUCACUGUAUUAAUGUCGCGACACUCAAACAAAGAGACUCGAGAACUGUGAUUUCAUUCUGAAAUAUGUGCGCUGGCCCUUAAAUAGUGUCUGCCUUCAGUGGCAGCUAAAAGUGUACUUUCUGUUAUUUCUUUUAAUUGUGUUUAUGUAUAGACAGUGGGGUUUUAACCGUGACGGGUCAUCUAAUUUUUUCUUGUCUGCAGCUCUUUCAUCUCUCUCUGUCUCCUCUCCGCCCCGACCCGCCUCUCUUUAGGAAAAACUGCUGUUGGCUGUGUGCACACAUGCUCUCCAGAAACUCUCCUCCGUAGGACUCUGCGUUCAGAUCCUACAGCAUUGUAAGGAGGCGUGUAGCAGAGGAGGAAAGCCUGAAUGUCGGGAAAAUCAGUUGGUUUUGAUGUGCAAAAGAAAAAAAAAAAAACCCAGACCGACCUUGACUCCACUUUCAAGCUUUCCUGCCACCUGUCGGUGGCGUUGUCUGUUAGAUGGGAUAGAUGUGGGUGUCUGGAAGCUAGUAGGUUUUGCUACUAGAGCUUUAUGUUGUGUUUUAUCUGUGUAAAAUGCUCCGUGCUUUUAUUAGCCGUAGGAAUUAGAGAUGCACCAAACAGGCGUUUCCUAGCCGAUGCAGAUCUUAGUAUUUUUAUUCCAAGGACUUCAAAACGUUUUAAAGAGUAAAAUAAUGUGCUGCAGGUCCUUUUUCAUAGCUGUAGCAGUUCUGAAUAUAACGGAUAAUGGAAGAAUUACAAGGUUGCGCCCAUUUAUCGAUCAAAUUAUAUGUCCUUAACCGUUUUCUUAUUUUAUUUAACUAAAGCAAGUGACUCACAUUUUGGUUAACCUGUUUAUAAACUGAAAACGAGGAGAGUUUUUAGUUUUCAUGCAAUUUAAGAGCAGGGGUAAUAAAAAUAAAUCUCCAGCCAAUUGAUUGGUGCAUCUCUAGUAGAAAUGGUUCAGUGUUGCCUUGUUUAUCAAAGCACUUUAAAAAUCUUUCCUUAAUGAUAUAACUUGACAAAGAGAUUGUAAGUGCCCCAAAGUCUUAAAGCCUUCUGAGAUAAGUACCUCUUCAGAUCUUCUCCCUCCAAAAACAGUCUUGAUUAUUCUUCAAUACUGAUGAAAUAAACCAAGGGUUAUUAAUAUAAAACAAACGUCCAUGCCUUGAUAGAUUAUAAUCGUGUACUAUUUAUUUACAGUAGUAAUAGUCAUCAUCUGAUGACUAUUAAUAACAAGUUCAUUAUAUCGCUGCAUUUAACACCAAUAUUUAACACAAAAUGUAUCUUAUGACCUAUAUGCUUUUAUUUAAAUCUUAACAAUUAUUCCUACUGCUACUAAAAAAACAAAACAUAUCGUGCAGCAACAGGUGGACGAGGGGUUUGACACGUUGACAUUUUAAAACAUUUGUAUACCUUGAUGUCGAACACCAGCUCAUGUCAGGGGUACAAUCAAUCAAUCAAUCAAUCAAUCAAUCAA